Messenger RNA from Sinocyclocheilus anshuiensis, 480 nucleotides. RefSeq names its product myosin-7-like. Bases 16 to 480 code for a protein of 154 amino acids. The transcript is spliced from 3 exons. The record is from RefSeq and is a predicted model, not a curated record. Lineage: Eukaryota; Metazoa; Chordata; Actinopteri; Cypriniformes; Cyprinidae.
UAAAUCCUGCAGAAUAUGAGUCUUAUUAACACCAAGAAGAAGCUUGAGGCUGAUCUGCUCCAGGUUCAAGGUGAGGUGGAUGAUACAGUCCAAGAGGCCAGAAAUGCAGAGGAGAAGGCCAAGAAGGCCAUCACUGAUGCUGCCAUGAUGGCUGAGGAGCUGAAGAAGGAGCAGGACACCAGUGCUCACCUGGAGAGGAUGAAGAAGAACAUGGAGGUGACUGUCAAAAACCUGCAGAGUCUGGCCAUGAAGGGUGGAAAGAAACAGCUCCAGAAACUGGAGUCCAGGUCAGCAAAGUUUGGCAACAACACUGAAAGUUCCCCAAUGCAAUUGCUGCAAAGGUAUUGGCUGCACAUUGUGCCACUGAACCAUAUCCCUACUAGCAGAAAUCCACUGUCCAGUGUCCCAGAGUUGAUGGGACUGAACCUGCUGUGCUCUCCUGCUGGUGUAGCCCACACCCAUCAAGGUUCACUGAGUUGA